AUUAAUGGUUCACAUAGCGAUUUCUACAGCGACCACGUAGCCACGGAUAUCCGGAAAAGAUGCGGCGACCCAAUCUCAAGUGGAUAGUGAAGGCCUCGCUGCUGCUGCUGAUCUCCCUCACACUCUUCAUAGUGAUCACCAGCUGGAUCUCCUCCAGUCCGUACACCAAUAAGCCCGUUCAUCAUGGUGGCGUGGAGCCAAUGCCCGAAAAUGCUGGUCUCUCCGGCGAUGUGCAGCCCAGGUUGCCAGCUAUAAGGCAGCCAGAGGUUAAAAAGGAACAGGAACCGGAUUUUGAAGAGGAUCCCGAGCUGCAAAAGGUGGAUGAACCGGAACCAGGCGAUGCGGAGGUCCAUAAUCCGCGACCAGCGGACGAUGAACCCGCGCAGCAGCCACAGGAGGAGCUACAGAUGGCUCCGCCGGCGGAUGCUUCGGUGAAGAAGGAUUGGCACGACUACACGGCCAUGGAGAAGGAUGCCAAGCGAGUGGGUCUCGGCGAGAAGGGCAAGGCCGCCACGCUGGACGAUGAAUCGCAGCGGGAUUUGGAGAAACGCAUGUCCCUGGAAAACGGAUUUAAUGCCCUGCUCUCGGAUUCCAUAUCGGUCAACCGCUCGCUGCCCGACAUCCGUCAUCCUCUCUGCCGCAAGAAAGAGUACGUGACCAAGCUGCCCACUGUCAGUGUGAUCAUAAUUUUCUACAACGAAUACCUGAGCGUGCUGAUGCGCUCGGUUCACAGCCUGAUCAACCGCUCGCCGCCGGAGCUGCUGAAGGAAAUAAUCCUAGUGGACGAUCACAGCGAUCGGGAGUAUUUGGGUCACGAUCUGGAGGCCUACAUUGCGGAGCAUUUCAAGUGGGUUCGCGUGGUGCGGCUGCCAAAGCGCACGGGUUUGAUUGGCGCGCGAGCAGCGGGCGCUAGGAAUGCCACUGCCGAGGUGCUCAUCUUCCUGGACUCGCACGUCGAGGCCAACUACAACUGGUUGCCACCGCUGCUGGAACCGAUUGCCCUCAACAAACGCACUGCCGUUUGUCCCUUUAUCGAUGUAAUAGAUCACAAGAACUUCAACUACCGGGCGCAGGAUGAGGGAGCCCGCGGCGCCUUCGACUGGGAGUUCUUCUACAAACGGCUGCCUUUGCUGGAGGAGGAUCUCAAGCACCCGGCCGAUCCCUUCAAGAGUCCCGUCAUGGCCGGCGGUCUGUUUGCCAUUUCCACGGAGUUCUUCUGGGAACUGGGCGGCUACGACGAGGGUCUGGACAUCUGGGGCGGCGAGCAGUACGAGCUGAGCUUCAAGAUCUGGAUGUGCGGCGGUGAGAUGUACGAUGCUCCGUGCUCUCGCAUCGGUCAUAUAUAUCGCGGGCCUCGCAACCAUCAGCCGAGUCCCAGGAAGGGCGACUAUUUGCACAAGAACUACAAGCGCGUUGCGGAGGUUUGGAUGGACGAGUACAAGAACUACCUGUACAGCCACGGCGAUGGACUGUACGAGAGUGUGGAUCCUGGAGAUCUGACCGCCCAGAAGGCCAUUCGCACAAAGCUGAAGUGCAAGUCCUUCAAGUGGUUCAUGGAGGAGGUGGCCUUUGAUCUGAUGAAGACCUAUCCGCCCAUAGAUCCGCCCUCGUAUGCCAUGGGCGCCAUACAGAGUGUGGGAAAUACGAACCUUUGCCUGGACACGAUGGGCCGGAAGAAGCACAACAAGAUGGGGAUGUAUCAGUGUGCCAACGAUAUAAAGAUACCGCAGCGGACGCAGUUCUGGGAGCUGAGCUGGAAACGAGACUUGCGGCUGAGGCGAAAGAAGGAGUGCCUGGACGUACAGAUCUGGGAUGCCAAUGCGCCCGUCUGGCUGUGGGACUGUCAUAUGCAGGGUGGCAAUCAGUACUGGUACUACGACUACCGCCAGAAGCUGCUGAAGCACGGAACGGAGGGCAGAAGGUGCCUGGAGUUGCUGCCCUUCUCACAGGAGGUGGUGGCCAACAAAUGCGAUCCGGAGAAUCGAUUCCAGCACUGGAACUUUGGCUCCUACAAUCAAACGGCGCUGGACAACUACUCGCAGGACCUCGUCCUCAGCCUUUAACCUUUAACGAUAGUAACACUUGCCAUGUACUUAAAGAACUUCGAUGUAAAUAACUAGGCUAGUUAGGUUGUACGGCUGUUUACGGCCCAUUUACAAUUUACCCCGACUCAAGCGCACAUUUCCAUUAAGCAAUAGCCGUGUGUAUCUUUAUGAAUAGUCCAUCUCAAAGUAAUUCCAAUUGUUUUGGAAUUUUGUUUGGUUUUAAACAAAAUUCGAAAUAUAUUAUUAUUAUUAUUAAAAAUCAUA
Drosophila takahashii is the source of this 2309-nucleotide messenger RNA. RefSeq names its product Polypeptide N-Acetylgalactosaminyltransferase 6 (gene Pgant6). The record is from RefSeq and is a predicted model, not a curated record. Lineage: Eukaryota; Metazoa; Arthropoda; Insecta; Diptera; Drosophilidae. Gene Ontology annotation, cellular component: Golgi apparatus. Gene Ontology annotation, biological process: protein O-linked glycosylation. Gene Ontology annotation, molecular function: polypeptide N-acetylgalactosaminyltransferase activity.